This is a messenger RNA of Vollenhovia emeryi, 1536 nucleotides long. RefSeq lists its product as uncharacterized. The record is from RefSeq and is a predicted model, not a curated record. The transcript is spliced from 2 exons. Lineage: Eukaryota; Metazoa; Arthropoda; Insecta; Hymenoptera; Formicidae. Bases 290 to 1309 code for a protein of 339 amino acids.
AGUUUGCGAGCACUCGAUCUUUUCUCAUACGGCAUAAAUUCAGUGCGUCUCCUUGUGAUCACGUGCGCCUUUCGUGACAAGGACUCGCUGCCAUCUCAGUGUUGUCACGACGGGAUCACGCAGUAACGAAGUGACAUUCUCGCGGGCAAAUCGAACAGCUGUGACUGUGAAUUUGAACUUCGCUGUUUCGUGGCGAACCAACGAUAUCGGCUCUCAGUCUGUUCGGUGGCUCGUGCUGCUCAGUGGUGCUCAUCGUAUGGUGUAGUGUGAUCAUCGUGUUCCGCUCAUCAUGCCUGACACAGAGAAGGCCGCCAAAGCAGAUGCUGAGGAAAAGACAACCUCGGGUCGGCAAUCUCCUCUCACCCUCAAUGUGCCUGGUCAACAGACCGCCCCCAAGGGGACAGCUUCUGGCAACACUCAAGGACGCAGCUCACGUCAGACUUCUCCAGCUCGUCUCUCCACCGAGCUCACACUCAAGGUGAGAUCACAAAUGAGUCGUGUUAAUACUAUAAAACUCAUUGCAGACGCGAAGGUUAUUGACCCCGAGAGCACAUCACUAGGGGAGGUCAAAGCAGCGCUGUCUCAAUUGGAGGAGCUACACAAGGCGUUCUUGAAGGAGCACGCUUAUUUUGAGAUAACAUGGCCUGAGGCAUAUUUGGAUCACGAGUAUUUUGCGGACAACAUCCAUGAAAAGGAAGCUCAUCUCGUGAUCUCAGCUAAGCUACUGCUCAACAAGCACUCAAAGCUCAAUGACGUGGAAAAACUUCAUUAUCUCAGAGGCUGUGUGCAGGGCACUGCGGAGCAGCUCAUUCGAGGUUUGCCUCUCACCGGAGAUUCUCUUCAACCAUCCUGGGAUCUGCUCACCUCAAGGUUUGAGAACAAGCGACUCAUCAUCCAAGCUCACUUUGACAGUCUCUUCAACCUUACGCCUGCCUCACCCAAGAAUGCCGCAUCGCUCAUCCAGCUGGUCACAACAGUGUCCGAGGUGGACAGAGCUCUAAAAUCACUCGGUAUAGCGAAGCACAUGUGGGAUUGCCUUUUAGUCCAUCACGUGUCACGCUUCCUGGACAGAAACACCAGAGUGGCUUGGGAAACCUCGCUUGGAUCAUCUCACGAGUAUCCGCGCUUCACGCAACUUGAGGCCUUCCUCAAUGCCAGGGCGCGAGCAUUGGAGAGGGUGGAGGCCACGUCUUCUCCCUCGGGCCACUCAUUGGGAGUCACACCCAGCUCAUCUAAAUCUGCGAUGAAAGGGGUGACUGCUCACCAAGCAUCCGCUCCCGCGACUUCUCAGACGACUCCACAAGGAUAAGGAAUAUCUCACCAAGAACAUCUCACUAAGCGACGUGUACUAUCUGAAGUGGCACAGAUAUCGGAUCCACCUGGUUUGUCUCACCACUCGUGAUAAGAGCCAAGAGGCUUCUGCAAGAACUCUGGCUCCACAAGAUCACCUGGGAUGAACCGUCACCAUCUCAAGUUGGCUCACGGUGGCUCAACAUUAGAAAGGAUCUCACAGGCCUGACCAGGCCCUCAAUUUCA